GGGUUGCUAGCACAUAUUUGAGGUGUUAAAGAUGAUCUGCCGCUUCUAAUGGUAUCGACAAUCCUGAUUUACAUCACACUAGGCCGUGACUGUGGAUGCUAGGACCUGCUCCAGUCUGUCGAGAACUAUGAUUGAUGGUAAAACUCAUCUCCAUGUGGGGAACUUGCCCCCUAGUACAUGUUCAACUUACUAUGUAUUCCCGUUCUUGUAAGUGAUGAUGGUGAGGAGUUCGGGGCUAGUGUUACUCAUGAGCGUGUGCUGAGAUGAGAUGAAUAAAUGGUGCAUAAAGAACCAGAAACUGGAUUAUCCAGGAAUGGUAGAAGCCAAGGAAACUCGUCAUGCCACCUUCAGCGCGCUCUACCGCUCCUUCGGGAGGUACCUCCACGGAGGUAUCCCAGGGAUUGGUGGACUCAAGGAGGUCCAUCUUCACUCUUGACGAGCUGAUUCGGUGGCGUGCCUCUGAGAUGGGAGACUCGCCCUUGAUUGGGUAUCCCAAACAUUCAUUACUCGACUUCGAGGAACACAGCGCUCGCUCGGUGGAUCGAUAUGUAGAUGCGGCAGCAGACAAGCUACAGCAGCUGGGCUUGCCACCUGUUGAUCCCUCCCUUGAGAAACCGCCGGUAGUCGGAAUACUAUGUCAAUCGGGCCUGCAUGUGGUCAUUACAAUCAUCGCCUUGAGCCGGCUGGGCUACACUGUUUUCUUAAUCUCGACCAGACUUGCAAGUCCAGCACUUGAUCGCCUGAUUGAGUUAACGGGAUGUAGCGCCGUCAUCACCACGCCGAACUUUCAUGCUACAUUGGCUGAACUCACCAAAGAAAGACAGCCUACUCUCAUACCUACCCUUUCGCACUCAGACUACUACCGAGAAGAUGCGCCGGUAUUCGUACGCUUUUACGAUGCCGAAUAUGAGAGUAAGAAGGUGGCUAUCAUUCUCCAUUCAUCGGGAUCUACUGGUCUGCCAAAACCCAUAUGGAUGUCCCAUAAAAGCUGCAUUGGCGCCUUUGGCGUCAAUAUGAACAUGCGUUCCCUUCUUACAUCGCCUCUCUUCCAUAGUCACGGGUUCUAUGAGGUUUUCCGAGCUAUCUACGCGAGGAAGACGAUAUACCUCGCCAACUAUUCGCUUCCGAUAACCAGACAGAAUCUGCUGGAGAUAUUGGGAUACGUGAAACCAGAACUCUUCCAUUGUGUACCAUAUGUAAUAAAGCUCCUUGCUGAGUCAGAUGCAGGAAUCCAAGCUCUUAAAAACGUAGACGUGGUUCUCUUUGCGGGUAGCAGUUGUCCCGACGACCUAGGUGACCUACUUGUCAGCCAUAGAGUAAAUUUGGUUGCAAAUUAUGGAGCUACCGAAACAGGCAGGUUGAUGACCUCGUCUCGACCGCCGGGCGAUAAAUAUUGGAACUAUCUGCGGCUUCUACCGCCCGCACGGCCAUUUGUACUAAUGGACGAAGUCGCGCCUGGACUAUACGAAUGCGUUGCGCUCGACGGCCUGAAGUCGAAGAGCACGGUCAACUCGGACAACCCGCCUGGAUCAUUCCGAACCAGGGAUCUCUUCGCACCACACCCAACUGAGCCCGGCCUGUGGAAGUAUGUCUGCAGACUAGAUGACCGCUUUACCCUCAUCAACGGUGAGAAAGUACUUCCAAUCUCCAUGGAGGGCCGUAUCCGUCAGGAAGAACUCGUAAAAGAGGCCGUAGUUUUUGGCGAGGGUAAAAGCUAUCCGGGGGUACUGAUCUUCCGGGCUGACGUAGCAGCUCAUAUGCCAGAUGGGCAUUUUCUCAAGGCAAUCUGGCCGGCUGUGGAGGCGGCGAACUCUCGGGCUGAGACCUUCGCCCGUAUUCCAAAGGAGCUAAUUGUGGUGCUUCCAGCCGACGCGGAAUAUCCCCGUACAGACAAGGGAACCUUUAUCCGUGUCCCCACGUAUAAACGGUUUCACCAAGAGAUCGAAUCCGCGUAUAAUAAGUUUGAGAACGAGAAAGGGGGAACCCUGUCCCUUUCAGGGCAAGAGUUAGAAUAUUACCUGUUGCAUGGGUUGAAGGACCGGCUCGGCAUCGAGCUGUCAGCCGACGACGAGUUCUUCGCCUUGGGCGUGAACAGCCUGCAAUGUAUCCAGAUGUGGAAUUUGAUCAAGAAGGAGCUCGACUUAGGAGGGAAUGGCUCUAAGUUGAGCCAGAAUGUCUUAUACGAGACGGGCAACGUCCGAGCGCUUGCCCGCCACCUCGAAAGAUUAAGAUCAGGGGACGAAUCAUCGACCGAUGAGAUUGGUAAGAUGCAAGAACUAAUCGAUGCAUACUCCUCAUUCGAGCCACAUGUCGGCGGAAAUGCUCCAAGACCAGACAAACAUGUUGUUCUAUUGACGGGAGUUACUGGUGGCCUAGGCGCACACCUGCUCGCACAACUGGUAUCGCGAGCCAAUGUUUCGUCGGUAUGGGCGAUGGUGCGCGCGCCCACGGACACUGCGGCCUCGGAUCGCGUAAUCAGCUCUCUCAAGACCCGUGGCAUCGAGCUUUCGGCAGGGAACAGCAGCAAGGUAGUCCCACUAGCCUGCGAUCUCAGUCGUCCUGACUUUGGACUGAGCCCAUCGCGCCUAGCGGCAUUAACGCGCAUCCUCACGGUGGUCAUCCACAGCGCAUGGGCUGUCAAUUUCAAUAUUCCCGUCCAGAGCUUCGAGAACCAGCACAUUAGAGCGGUUCACAACCUAAUCCAACAAUGUCUCCAUGUGCAGACGCCGGAGCCGGCCCGCUUCUACUUCUGCUCUUCCGUCUCGGCGGCCGGCGGGACUCCUCGUCCCGGCACCGUAGAAGAGGGGCCUGUUAUGGAUCCUGCGCAUGUUCAGCAUACAGGUUACGCACGAUCUAAGUAUGUGGCUGAACAUAUCACUCGCAACGCGAUGAUCAGUGCUGGCGCACCCGCGCAAGUGCUACGCAUAGGGCAGCUGAUAGGUGACACCGUGACUGGCGAAUGGAACUCGACUGAGGGCGUACCUAUGAUAGCACAGACUGCAGUCACGCUAGGCGCGUUGCCUAUGCUGGACGAAGAAAUGUCGUGGCUCCCAGUCGACUGUGCAGCAACCACCAUUAUUGAAUUAGUUGGGAUUGCAGGGAGCGGUAAACCAAUCGAUCCCGCCUCGGACUCAGACGUAGUGUACCACGUUCUCAACCCACAGACCUUCCACUGGACGCGGGACAUGCUUCCUUCAUUGGCCCAAGCUGGUCUCGAGUUCGAGACUCUUCCCACCGACCAGUGGAUGGAGCGACUGAGGCAUUCAGACCGAGACCCGACCAAGAAUCCCCCAAUCAAGCUGCUAGAGUGGUUCGAAAGCAAAUACGGUCAUGGUAGAUCAACUACACGAAGUGGUGGACUUGUCUACCUGACCGAGGAGACUAGGAAGAAUUCUGAGACUCUGAGAAAUGUGCCGGAUGUGACAGAUGUAGGAUUCGUGCAGAAGAUGUUAGGCAGACUGAGGAAACAUUGGGAUCGUAAUGCGUAGUGUGCGCCGUCGCGGUCUUCGUAGAAUUAUCUUUUGGUAUCGAAUUUCCCUAAGAGCUAGGAUAUUGUUGCAGAUGCGAAGUUGACGUUUGUCCCAUUUACUGCGACAUGCCGAGAGGCUAGAUGAUAGGGGCUUAGGCGGGGUUCCGCUAGAUCCCGGCACCUCCCUUCCACACCCAGGGGUCUCUAUUUUCUCAUCAAAUAUGCCUUGUUUUUUUUGCUAACAAUACAAGGAAACAAACCGUCCGCUGAGAUAUCAAGCGAUUAUCUCCAAUGAUUUGUUCGUCUUAUAUUUGAUUCUUAACGCGGCACACGGGUAGGUGAGUGGGCGUAUGUUGAAACCGUUGACGGUGGCGACCAUGCAUUGAAGCAAUAGGGCACAUAGGAGAAGAUCGCCUCUAGAAAACGACGACGUUGCCAAGAUGACAAGAUUAGAUCAAAAAUCUAGCCCUAUGAUGCUGGGUGGUGAUCUUGGCUACAAAUGCCACGCCAAUUUCUGUAGUCCGGUUUAUAUGAAGUUGAUAUAGGUAUCCC
Molecule: messenger RNA, 4021 nt
Organism: Xylaria bambusicola
Lineage: Eukaryota; Fungi; Ascomycota; Sordariomycetes; Xylariales; Xylariaceae
Exons: 5
Coding region: 339-3488 (1049 amino acids)
Molecular function (GO): phosphopantetheine binding
Source: RefSeq, a predicted model, not a curated record